UGAGCAAAUUCGGACGCCAUUCUACUUCCUGUUUGGGCGGGAUUAGUUUUGUAAACUCGCAUACAAUGUGAACUGCAGCAGACCGUCAACACUGCAUAUCAGAGGAGAACCAGACAUAAAUAACACAAUGGCUGCAGAUUCAACAGAGAACAUCCUGACUGAAAACGAUGAUGAUAUUCUCAGUCCUAAUGACCUGUCAGAAGUGUUGGCUGCUGGAACCAAGGAAUCUCACGACAAAGCCGAGAAUUCGCCAUUUGUCAAGGACUUCCUGAGGGGCCGAAUCAAACGAGAACUUUUUAAGCUUGGCACAACUGCCCUGUACUAUGUUUAUUCUGCCAUUGAGGAAGAGAUUGAGAAGAAUAAGGACCAUCCCAUGUUUGCCCCACUAUAUUUCCCCUCUGAGCUUCACCGGCAAGAUGCCUUGGCUAAAGACCUGGAGUAUCUUUACGGUGAAGACUGGGAGAGCAAGAUCUCCUGCUCGGCGGCCACGAGGCCCUACGUAGACCGCAUUCACGAGGUGGGUCGCACCGACCCAGUUCUUUUGGUUGCACACUCUUGGACCCGCUACAUGGGUGACCUAUCAGGAGGCCAGAUUCUAAAGAAAGUGGCUCAGCGGGCCCUGAAACUGCCCCCUACUGGUGAGGGAUUGAACUUCUACCAUUUUGAGGGCAUCCACAACCCCACGGCCUUCAAGAGGCUGUACCGCAGUCGGAUGAACGAGCUGGAAGUGGAUGCUGAGACCAAAGACAAGCUGCUAAACGAAGCCAACCUGGCUUUUAAAUUUAAUUUGGACGUGUUCACAGAGUUGCAGGAGAUUGGGAAAGACAUAAAGGAGGAAGUGCAGGACAUUGGCUUCCCUGCACAUGGGGAUAUGGGUGGAGACAUCAGUAAAUGUCCCUAUUAUGCAGCCAAAAUGGCGGUGAGCGGAAACACAGCCUACGCAUGUCAGUUCGCCAAGAUGCUGCUUCGACAAUCAACAGUACAGGUGAUUCUGGCCACAUGGGUUGCUGCUGUUGCCGGAUUGGCUGCCUGGUAUCUCAUGUGAUCACCUUUGCCCGAGUCAACCAAUCAGAAAUGAAAACUGGAAACUGCUUGGCUUCAAAGUGAAAAUCUUUCACUCGCUAGGAUAUAAAUGUUUAAAGACCUUAACUAGACCCUCAGUCUAUACAACAUAUUUGUAUUAAAUACAAUGCAAGUUUUUAGUCAUACUGAGAGAGGGAAAAUGAAGUUCUUUAUCCUGUUUUCACUCUUAGUCGAGAGUGUUCGCACACUUUUAAGGGCAUGCAAGAAGUAAAGGCAUUGAAGUUGCUUAAAAUGAAACAUUUUAACUGUAUCUUUGCUGUUGCACAUUUUCAUUGAAAAUAUAUUCAGGUACAUCACUGUGGUGCAGUGAAUGAUUCAUAAGAAUGAUGUCUGACCAGAUUUCUAGGUCCAUGUUUUCCCAAAUCAUGAAAAUGCAGAGGAGACUUAGACUCAGCUUUAUUGUCCCAUUUAGGGAAACUGAUUGCAGCAAGAACACUAACCACAUCCAUGUACACAUCAAACAAACCACUACUUCCACAAAAUCAAUAAAAUUGUUCAAAAUGCACAUUAAAA
Molecule: messenger RNA, 1596 nt
Organism: Megalobrama amblycephala (Wuchang bream)
Lineage: Eukaryota; Metazoa; Chordata; Actinopteri; Cypriniformes; Xenocyprididae
Gene: hmox2a
Product: heme oxygenase 2a
Exons: 6
Coding region: 128-1045 (305 amino acids)
Biological process (GO): heme catabolic process; heme oxidation; response to oxidative stress
Molecular function (GO): heme oxygenase (decyclizing) activity; heme binding
Source: RefSeq, a predicted model, not a curated record